Molecule: messenger RNA, 1574 nt
Organism: Epinephelus lanceolatus (giant grouper)
Lineage: Eukaryota; Metazoa; Chordata; Actinopteri; Perciformes; Serranidae
Gene: fam107b
Product: family with sequence similarity 107 member B
Source: RefSeq, a predicted model, not a curated record
UGACUGAGUGAACGUGUGUGUGUGUGCGCUACAGCAGCUAUUGGAGCAGUUUACAAAAGGCAGAGUCUCGCGGACACACCUCGAGCUCCUUUUUAAGAAGUGGUCCGGGGACGCACCGAUGUGGCCUGAACCACUUUGUCAGCUGAAAUAUUAACUCGAGUUGGGAGAAGUCACGUCGGGGUCGACUUUGAGAUCCGUGUGACCCUGGUCUGUCGCUGUCAGCAGGGAGGAGCGUCAUGGCGGAGCCCGACUACCUGGAGGGGGACUGUGAUGAGCUCAUCAAACCCAAGAAGCUGAUCAACCCGGUCAAGAACUCCCGAAACCACCAGGACCUGCAUCGAGAGCUGCUCAUGAAUCAGAAGAGGGGUCUGGCUCCUCAGAACAAACCUGAGCUCCAGAAGGUUCUGGAGAAGAGAAAGAGGGAGCAAGUGCUCAAGGCUCAGAAGGAGGAGCAGGAGGCCCACAAGAAGAGGAGCGACCUGGAAAUAGAGCUCAUGAAAAGACAACAGAAACUAGAGCAGCUGGAGCUGGAGCAGCAGAAAAUCGAGGAGGAACAGGAGAACACUCCCGAGUUUGUGAAGAUGAAGAGCAACCUACGCCGGACCAAGCAGGAGACCGACGGGGAGGAACGGACCACCUAAAACAACCAGCAGGGGUGUCUGGGUCCGGCUGAUUGUGCGUGUGUUUGUGGGCACCAAGACGUCAGGAGUGUGUGUGUACAAAAGAGAGAGAGUGUGUCGUCUGCGGCGCACGGCGGUGACCUGACCGUGGUCCGAGACGAACUUCCUGGCUUUCCCAACCUAGCUGUUCCUUUCCCCACAGUGAGGAGAGAGACUUUACAGACUAAAGACCCCCCCUCUGUCUGCCUGCCACGGACCGCCAGCACUCACCUCUGCUCCUCACACCCAUCCAGCAGCACACAGCACCCCCCGCAGGAGGGACCUAACACAGACAUGUUACAUGUUCAACGCCUUUUAAACAAGGGCGAGCAAGCUUCCAAUGAGCUCUGAUGGAGAAAACAACCAAACACACACACACACAGGAGUUUUCAUCCCCUCUGUUUUCACUCCUCUCUCCACAGCAAGCUGUUGUUUCUCUUUACUGUUAUCGAUGUUGUUAUCGUGGUUGUUUUCUUUCUUUUCUUUUUUUUUUCUUUUUGUUUGUUCCUCAGAAUCAAAUAAGGAAAAGUGGACACUGGAUGGACUCUUGAAGCUGUGUAAUGUAAAAGCCAAACAAAUGUGCUUUUGUUAUUUAUGUUUGUAGCUUUUAGCCCAGGUAUAAGGGAGGACACUUUUUAGUCGUUCUGUAUUUUUAGUUUUGUUUUACAGCAUAGUUUAUGAAGCCAGAACAGGACAAAGGGAGUGUACGGUCGUGUGAAACACUCACAUUUGCUUUAUUUUAUUUUAUUUUUUUUUAAAUUCCGAACAUGCCAUUUCCUCAGCUAAUGCAAUUUUGAGCAAUAGUAGAACUCCCAGGCAUGAGAGUGACCUUUUCUUUAUAUAUUCUGUUGUUUUGUAUGAAUAAAAAUGUUACUUAAUAAAUAAUUUAAGUUUUUGUUAGGGUGGUCAAUAAGA